AUGAAAACCGCAUAUGGAACCGUGCAAGGAGCGCGACAAUGGUGGAAAAAGUUUGUGUCGAUCUUGAAAGAUAUUGGAUUCAAAGGUGGAGAUGCAGAUCCUUGUUUGAUGCAUUGGAACAGUGAACAUGGGAUUGUUUUCAUUGGCUUAUAUGUUGACGACUGUCUUUGCAUUGGAAAACCUGAAGCAUUGGAGCUAGUUGAGGCAAAACUGAAGGAGAAAGGACUCACUCUGAAAACCAAAAAGACCCUGAAAGAUUAUUUGAGCUGCGACGUCAGCUUCAACGAAGAUCGCACGAAAGCAGUAUUACGUCAACCACACUUGUUGAAGACAUUGGAAGAGGAUUUUGGAGAAAUGGUACAAAACAUGCCUAAAUACAAGACACCUGGAACGCCAGGACAAGGUCUCGUUAGCAGUGAAGAAGGUGUAACCGUCACACCUGAAGAACAGAAGCAAUUUCGAAGUGGAACCGGAAAGUUGCUCUAUCUUGUGAAGCAUACAAGACCUGAUAUCGCAAAUGCAGUGAGAGAACUAUCAAAGGUACUUGAUUCGACAACCCUGAGAGCAAUGAAAGAGAUGAAGAGGAUCAUCAAGCAUGUAUUGGAUACGAAAGGACUUGGAUUGAAAAUUGAACCAGUGAUUGGAUCUAAAGGUUUACUAUGGAACGUCGUUGCGUUUUCUGACAGUGAUUAUGCAGGAGACCCAGAUUCGAGAAAAUCAGUGAGUGGUUUUAUUGUUUAUCUAUGUGGAGUUCCAAUCUGUUGGAGAAGCAAAGCGCAACGAACAGUGACUUUGAGCAGCGCAGAAGCAGAGUGGAUUGCCUUGAGUGAAGUGGCAAAAGAAGUAUUAUUUAUUGCGCAGAUCCUGGAAACCAUGGGAGUGAAAGUCGAAUAUCCGAUUGUUAUUCGAGUUGAUAAUACCGCGGCAAUUUUCAUGGCGACAAAUGUCACAACGAACCAGAGAACACGACACGUGGACAUUUGCACAAAAUUCGUAACACAAUACACUGGACCGGAUGGUAUUUUGAAGAUUCUAUUUGUGAAAGGAACUGAUAAUGAAUCCGACAUCAUGACAAAGAAUGUAACUGGAAACCUACAUGAGAAACACAUCCCAAAGAUGAUGACAAAUAUCGACGAAGGAACUACAAAAUAG
This is a messenger RNA of Cylindrotheca closterium, 1152 nucleotides long. The record is from the annotation of a GenBank genome assembly. NCBI's taxonomy places the organism in Eukaryota, Bacillariophyta, Bacillariophyceae, Bacillariales, Bacillariaceae.